GCACAAUACAAACAAACAUGGCUAAACACGGUGUGAUUGUGUCUGCACAUAAAAUAUGUGAAAGUGUUGUGCUGGGUGUUAGCAGUGCUAGCACCUCCAGCCUUCAGUCCUUCCUGUACUGGUUACACCUUGCCUUCACAGACUGGUUAUCUGCCAUUUUAACUUGACACAAUAUAUGCUUCCUUGCAGGAGGUCUGUUGUAUAAAGAGAGACCUCAGUCACACACUAACUAGAGCACAAUGAGGAACAGUAUCUUGAUAACAGCUUCACUUCUCGGUUUGAAGUCUCAGACUGUGGGGGUCCAGUCUGGUGAUGAAGUCACACUGCAGUGCUCCAACUUUUCCAGUACUUACACACAGAUCAUCUGGUUCAGACUGAACAGAAGUGAGCCUCGCUGCAUCUCCCAUAUGUUUAGGUCUUUUGAACCUGCUACAUUCUGCAGUGGAUUCAAAGAUGGAAAAUUCAACAUGACAUCAAACAUUUCCACUGUCUUCCUCAACAUCAAACAAGUGGAUUUGUCCGACUCUGGACUUUAUUUUUGUGGAUAUUAUUUGAGCAGAUAUCCACUGAUUGUUGAUGCAACAUUUUUAGAGGUUCAAGAAGUGAAUUAUGAAAUGACAAAGCUGGUGAUCGUGGUCCUGGUCGGUUUGGUGGUUGUCAUGGGGAUGAUCAUCAUUUGUCUGUCUGUUAAAAUCAAAUGGCUUCACAAAGCUCAUAUUGAAGAACAGGACCCACAACAGGACGAGAAUCUCGGGGCAGACAGCCUGAUCUAUUCCGCUGUGACUUUCCGUCCAAAAACCGAGCAAAACCUCAGGCCUGACCCCAACAGAGAAGACAACAAGAGUUGUAUUUAUUCAGGCACCAGAUAGACUCAGGAAGCACCUGCAACCGCAGCUAAAAUAGAACAAAUAGGAACUGAUGCUUUAUAAUUAAUGUGAUGGUGUGUUUCAAAGUGGUUGCUAGAAGUACAAAACAAAUUCAAAUAAUGUCGAGAGCGAGCCUGAGCAAACCACUAGGCCAAACACGUUGUUCAUUCCUCAUAAUUAUCAAAUAGAAAGCUCUUUGUGAUGAUGAAUGAUUCCUACAUCCUCCCCACAGCACAAACAAACUGUUGGGGAUCAAUUUUUGGUCUGACUUUCCUUUCUUUGUCAAUGCCAAGGUCAUCAUUUUGAUUGUUAUGCUGAUGAUACAUAGGUUUAUCUGUCCAAUGAACUAUAUCUUCUUUUGUUUAGUUCAUAAUAUUUAUUUGUUUCAUUGAGUUUCAUAGAUUUUGAAUGAUGUGGCUUUGAUUAAAUAUAUUCUGUUACAAUUUAAGAAAGCAGUUGUUUGUGAUUGUA
This is a messenger RNA of Labrus bergylta (ballan wrasse), 1337 nucleotides long. RefSeq lists its product as uncharacterized. The record is from RefSeq and is a predicted model, not a curated record. NCBI's taxonomy places the organism in Eukaryota, Metazoa, Chordata, Actinopteri, Labriformes, Labridae. Gene Ontology annotation, biological process: response to bacterium.